Messenger RNA from Solanum dulcamara, 976 nucleotides. RefSeq names its product zinc finger protein 5-like. Gene Ontology annotation, biological process: cytokinin-activated signaling pathway; trichome morphogenesis; trichome differentiation. The transcript has a single exon. Gene Ontology annotation, molecular function: DNA-binding transcription factor activity; transcription cis-regulatory region binding. Bases 66 to 806 code for a protein of 246 amino acids. Gene Ontology annotation, cellular component: nucleus. NCBI's taxonomy places the organism in Eukaryota, Viridiplantae, Streptophyta, Magnoliopsida, Solanales, Solanaceae. The record is from RefSeq and is a predicted model, not a curated record.
UCCUUCUUCUAUUCUGUUAUUAUUCUCUCUUUCAAAUCCAUUUAUUUUCUCAAGAAAAAUUUAACAUGGCCAAAGAUGUUGUCUCUACUACUUUUGAACAUCCUCCAUCAUCCAAUAUUAAUGGAGAAAAUUAUUAUGAAUCCUCUUCUAAAUCAUGUGUAGAAAACAACAACAAUAAGAGGCUCAAAAUCUUUGGUUUUGAACUUAUUGAUCCAAAAAAAUCUCCAAAAAUAGUCCAAAAGAAUUCAUCAAAAGAAGAUCAAGAAAGUGUAAAUUCAUCAUCAGCUUCCACAGUUUCAUCAGGAAAUAUUAGAGAUCAUCAAGAAAAAAUAUUAUCUUCAUCAUCAAAUCAUGAGGAAAUAAUGAAGAAAUUUGACUGUCAAUAUUGUUUAAAACAAUUUGCAAAUUCUCAAGCUUUGGGAGGUCAUCAAAAUGCUCACAAAAAGGAAAGAAUGAGGAAAAAAAGGCUACAACUUCAAGAAAGAAAAGCAAGCUUAAGUUGCUAUCUUCAACCUUUUCAUCAUCAAAAUUACAACAACAACAACAAUAGUAAUAUUAUUAAUUAUCAAUUUUAUGACCCUCAAUUUACAGUUUAUGAAGAAUCCCAAAUUAGUUUUGAUCAUCAAGUCUCAUUAUCAGGAGGAGGAAAGUGGCCAUUUCAUCAAGAUUCUAAUUGUACAUUUACUCUUACACAUGGUGGAAUUAAUUACAUGAAGCCUCCAUCAACUAAUUUGGAUAAUUCAGCUACUAAACAAAAAAGUACUUCAUGUAAACCUUUAGAUCUUCAAUUGGGAUUAAAUUUGUAAUAUUAAUUAGUGAAAGCAAAGAUAGAAUUAAUUGAUAUUUGUAGUUGUUCUAGUUUAGAGUAAUUUCUAGAAAUUAAAGAGCUUGAUCAUGCAUGGUCUAUAUCUCUUUUUACAUUUUGUAAACAUAUUGGAAGAAAAAGCAAUGAAAAAAAAGAGAUGAUGAUUUGCUA